AUGGGUUCCAUCAGCCCCAACCCCACUACUGCUCGGUUAGACCCAGCUUUCACCACCCUCGCCUCCAAUCCAGAUGUUCGAGCUCGUCCCUUCUCAACAGUCGAGAAGCUACUCUAUCACUUCAAGACAGCCACGGCUCCCCUUGCAAAGGAACACCUUUCCAUCUACACAGCCUUGAAGUUGUCAUUCCCUUCUUCAGUGGCUGAUCCAGUCCCCCACAUCCGUACAGCAUGGGCGGCGACGGCAAAGCAUCAUCCACAGCUUGGAAGCGUCCUCAAUUUGCAAAACCACAGUCAUAAAUCUGGAAAGACUCCCGCUAUACUCAUACCGACCUAUGAUGCUGAGGAAUGGCUGGGCAAGGCUUUCCGAGUAGAUCACAAAGCAACAAAUGCCACAGCUCUUUUCGAAUUAGCUAAAGAUGAAGAAUAUGCGACUUGCACUUGGAUUCCCUUCUCUUCUCAAGUGCUCUUCCAAACGAGCCACUGGCGUAUGGACGGCGGUUCAGCAAUGACCAUUGCGGUCAAUUUCCUUCAUGUUGUCUCUCAAUCUCUCGCCAAAGGCACCGACGCCGCACUCGACAGUUUCACGUCCCCUGUUGGCGAUGGCAGUAUAGCACCAAACGUCGAUUGGAUCCUAGACGCCUUUUCCGACGAGGCCAGCACCCCAGACUACAUGCGAAAAGCUGCAGAUGCUAUGUACACUGAUAUGUUGGCCGGUGCACCCAGCGUGGCGCUUCCCCCACGAGAGGGAAGCGGUGAUGCCAUCCCCGGAGACUCCACCAGAGCCACUCUCAGUUUUGGUAAAGAGACAACGAGUAGAUUACUGGCAGGGAGCAAAGCCAAAGGUCUCACGAUAUCCCUCGCCACCCAUGCUGCCAUUAUUCGCUGUUCUGCAAGAUAUCCUCAACACCCGCUGUGCAAGUCUUAUGGGAGAUUUGCCCCCGUUGACAUACGCAAGAACUUCCCUUCACCAUACAAUACUCCCCAGUACUCUAUUGGUGAAUAUUGCGCUGCUUUCCCUGUCAUUGUCUUGGAUGUGGUAAAUGAGAACAAGACUUUCAAUCAAGUCUGUCAGGAGUUGCAAAAGUCGUAUGGACGUGCCAGAAAUUCUGGAUUCAAGGACGACGCGGGACAACCCGUGUCCACUGCUGAUCUUGGCGCUCCUUUCAUCAGAAGGAUUCUUGACUUGGUCAAUACCCCUCCACCUCCCGACAUGCCCACUGUUCAGGCUGUCGACUUUGCCAGUAUGGGCUUAGUAGAGAAGGUCUUGGAUCGCACGUAUCCCAUCUCAGGUGGACAGAGCGAAGGAGAGGUAGUGGUGGAAGACUUCUGGUUGGGAACGCAGAUGAUAGCGAAGGCUGUUCAGUGUCAUGGUUGGACAUUCAGGGAUCAGUUUGUGUUGACGGCCAGCUGGAAUAAGAGCUACUACGAUAGAGACUUCAUAGAGAGGUUUUUGGGAGAGGUGAAAGAAGAGAUGAUUCGGGGCCUAGAGGUUUAG
Fusarium coffeatum is the source of this 1497-nucleotide messenger RNA. RefSeq lists its product as uncharacterized. The coding region runs from base 1 to 1497 and encodes 498 amino acids. The transcript has a single exon. Lineage: Eukaryota; Fungi; Ascomycota; Sordariomycetes; Hypocreales; Nectriaceae. The record is from RefSeq and is a predicted model, not a curated record.